This is a messenger RNA of Cetraspora pellucida, 387 nucleotides long. The record is from the annotation of a GenBank genome assembly. NCBI's taxonomy places the organism in Eukaryota, Fungi, Glomeromycota, Glomeromycetes, Diversisporales, Gigasporaceae.
AUGGAUACCUCAGGAGAUAACGACGGCAAUAGCGGUGAAGACCAAUCAUCUCUUUUUAAUGAAAACAUAGCUGACGAUCUGUUAGAAUUUGAAACAGAAAAAGGAAUAGUAAAAGACCCUACUAGUUUAACAUUUAGUAUAAAUGGUGAAGACCAUACAUUGGGAAACGCUUUACGAUAUGUAAUCACAUUAAAUCCUGAAGUAGAAUAUUGCGGAUAUUCUAUUCCACAUCCAUCAGAAGAUAAACUCAAUAUUCGUAUUCAAACUACCGAAAACACGACGGCAAUUGAAGCAAUGCGUAAAGGUCUUGAGGAUCUAAAAAUCAUAUGCGAUCAUAUCAAGGAAACUUUUAUUCGGUCAAACCGACAGUUCGAUAUUCAACAAUAA